Messenger RNA from Suillus subaureus, 678 nucleotides. RefSeq lists its product as uncharacterized. Gene Ontology annotation, cellular component: nucleolus; small-subunit processome. The record is from RefSeq and is a predicted model, not a curated record. Gene Ontology annotation, molecular function: RNA binding. Lineage: Eukaryota; Fungi; Basidiomycota; Agaricomycetes; Boletales; Suillaceae. The transcript is spliced from 7 exons. Bases 1 to 678 code for a protein of 225 amino acids.
AUGUCCGUCCGGACAACACAUAAAACAUUCGAUCCACACAUCAUCCUCAAAGCAAGAGACCUCAUCAAACUACUCGCAAGAGGGGUUGCGAUCACGCAGGCUCAGAAGGACAGGUUUGUGAAACGGAGACAACGGAUUAUUGGACCGGAUGGGAGUACGCUGAAGGCCAUUGAGCUAUUGACUCAGUGCUACAUUCUUGUACAAGGGAAUAUCGUCAGCGUCAUGGUCCUCGACUGCAUGAAAAACAUUCAUCCCAUCUACCGCAUAAAGAAGGGAACUCGCAAAAGAUUUCAAAUUAGCAACAGAGUCCCGGGACCGGUUCCUCCCCACGUUCAGGAACAUCUGAAGACCUCCGAAAAGACGAUGAAGAAGAACGGGAAAGUCAUUGCCAAGGAAGAAGCGCGCAAGGCUUCAGGCCUUGAUGCAUCGAGUUCCGACAAAAAGGAGAAACCAGCGAAGAAAGUGUACACACCCUUUCCCCCACCACAACAAUUACGGAAGGUUGACCUUCAGCUCGAGUCGGGAGAGUAUUUCCUCAAGCCCCAUGAAUGGGAGGCCCGGGAAGUUCAACAAAGAAAACAAAAGCAAGCCGAAGCAACCCUCAAACGACGAGCAGAAUGGGCAGAAGUAUACGUCGCUCCCACAGGAGAGGCGGCCCCCACAGUUGAGGAGAAAUGA